UCCCCGGCUGCCCCGCCGCUCUGUCUCCCAGCAGGACUACAUUUCCCAGGAUGCUCCGCUCGCUGGGGGGGAGCAGGGAGGGAAGCGCCCCCCCCGCAGGGCCGUCCGCGCCGGCGAGCGCCUCCCCCGGAUUGCUGCAUCCCGCAUCGCCGGCUCUGGGCUGGGUGGGGGACGGUGCCUGCCCGCCCGCCGCCCGCGCCCGUCUCCCUUGCCAGCACCAAAGCCGCCGCCGCCGCCGCUGCCUUUGUCCUCGCUCGGCUGGCCCCGGCAGGCAGCGGCGGGCGGGGAGGGAUGGCCGCCUCGGGGGCGCCCGCUGCUGCUGCUGCUGCUGCCCAGGUGAUGUUUGAGGACGUGGCGGUCUAUUUCUCGCCAGCUGAGUGGGCAGAGCUAGCGGAAUGGCAGAGGGACCUGUACCGGGCCGUGAUGGUGGAGAACUACGAGGUGAUCGCCUCGCUGGGCCGUCUGCCCACCAAGCCAGAAGUCAUCUGCAAGAUAGAGCGCGAGGAGGAGCCCUGCAUGGAAGAGCCCCCAGAGCCCCCCCAGAAGAAGAGGCCUCUGAGCCCCUGGCUGGCAGGAGAUGGAAUCAGGAUGGAGGAGGAGGAGGGAGAAGGCGAGAGGGCAGGCCCAGCCCGGCGCGAGCGGAGGAGCAAGGUCUGCCCUGCCAGGGCGGAGAAGCCGGUGACCCGGCCGAAGACGGCCCCGCCCCAGCCCGAGGAAGGGGCUCUGCCGCGGGUGACCCUGAAGAUGAACCCGCCCAAGUGCCCCGAGUGUGGCAAGAGCUUCCUGAGCAAUGUGGCCAUGACCAUCCACAUCCGGACCCACACGGGGGAGCGCCCCUUCGCGUGCCACCUGUGCCCCAAGGCCUUCCCCUCCCGAGGGGACCUGACGCGGCACCUCAAGACGCACCUGCGCCAGAAGGAGGCCCCCGGCAGCAGCCCCCUCCCCAAGAGCCAGAAGUGCCUCACGGCCAAGCUGCAGCUGCUGCGCCAGCUGGGGGCGGCCCCAGGCCCCAAGAAGCCGCACACUUGCCCGCAGUGCGGGAAGAGCUUCAGCAAGAAGCAGGACCUGCGGAAGCACCAAGGGACCCACUCGACCGAGAGGCCCUUCUCCUGCCUGGAGUGCGGGCGCAGCUUCCGGCUCAAGCAGAUCCUGGUGGCCCACAUGAAGGUGCACGUCGGGGAGAGGCCGCACGCCUGCCCGCAGUGUGGCAAGCGCUUCAGCCAGAAGCACCACGUGGAGAGCCACCAGCGGGUGCACACCGGCGAGAAGCCCUUUGUCUGCACCACCUGCGGCAAGCGCUACGCCCAGAAGCAGCCGCUGAUCAGCCACCUGCGCGUCCACACGGGCGAGCGGCCCUACGGCUGCGCCGAGUGCGGGAAGACCUUCCGCAACCAGGCCACACUGACCAUCCACAAGCGCAUGCACACUGGGGAGCGGCCUUACCGCUGCCUGCUCUGCGGCAAGACCUGCAGCCAGCUGCAGCAUCUCAAGAGCCACCAGAGAGUUCACCGCGGAGAGCAGCACCUCAUCGAGGCCGGCGACAGCAAAGCCCUGGCCCUGAAGAGGGCCCGCGAGAUGGCGGAGAAGCCCUACCCGUGCCCCAGGUUUAGUGGGUACAAAACCACGGCUUAUUUCCUGACUUGAGCAAGGGAAGGAGCCCCAUGAAGAGGAGAAGGAACGAAUCCCCUCCAUGUGCCGCCUUGGGAGCCAGAGAAGGAACCAGAGAGGAAAUAGCCCAUAGAAACCUGGAAACUGGAGGGAUCUACUCCAGAAACUGAAAAAUGACCUGCAAAGUGAAAAAUGAUCCUGAGUCAGUGAAGUGUCAGAAACCAGAGAAACUAUUCAGAGAAUACUUCAGAGAAACUACUCCUGCUGUAGGCUCCCAGUGGCAUCUGGUGGGCUAAUGUGUGAAACAGGAAGCUGGACUAGAUGGGCCUCCUUGGGCCUGAUCCAGCAGGGCUGCUGUUAUGCACAUAUUGUGGGGAAGCUUUCAACUUGAGGCAAAAUCUGACAAUUCACACCAGAAUCCACACAGAAAAAUGGGAAAGAUCCUACAAGUGCCAUGUGGGGAAAUCUGCAGGCCUAGGGAGCACUUAUGAGCGAACCCAUACGGGAGAGACGCCCUUUCAGUGCAAGAACUGUGGGAAACAGUUCAGCCAGAAGGCAAAUCUCUGCACACACUCCAUCGUCCACUCGGGGGAAAAGCCCUUCAGGUGUCCCGAGUGUGGGAAAAGGGUCAGCCAGAGAGUGUACCUCUCUCUGCACCAGAAACACCACACAGGAGAGAAGCUAUAUGAAUACUGAGUGUGGGGAAAGUUUUAUUACAAAGAGAGUCCUCGGGAACCACCAGAAAAUCCACUUGGGUCCUUACCCCUGUGCUGAUUGUGGGAAAACAUUCCAGUCCCAGGUAGGCCUGAAGGACCAUCAGAGGCUUCACACUGGAGAAGCCCUUUGUGUGCACCAAAUGUGGGGAAUGCCACACUGAUAUACUCAGAAAACCAAUUUCAUACUGAGAGGUUUAAAACACACUAUAUGAUAAGAACUUAAUUAAAGGUUAUCUCUGGAAUUUCCUCUCUAGCCCCAACUGUUAUCUCUGAGACUUCCUCUGUAGCUCAACCAUUAUCAUCGGAAUCUCCUCAGCAAUUUCUAUUGUUAUUAUUUACCUACAAGUGAGAUAAUGUAAUCAUCAUGUAAUUACUUGCCUACAUGAUCUGUAAAGUAUAAAAGUCUGUUGUAAAUGAUGCUCGGGGUUCUGGAAUUUAGGCAAUAGCCGACCAGAACCUUUGCUUCUGCAGAGCAAAUAAAGCCUUUUAAAACUUCUCUGCUGGUGAUGUUCUUUGGCUCGCUGACCCAGUAAAAGAACCAUUUGGAUGGUAUAGCAACACCAGCAGUUCUCACUGAAGUACCACCACCAGAGAUUCCACCUGCAAGAGCAGCUCUACCAGUGCAGUUACUGUGACAAAACGUUCUGGCAGAAGGCCACACUUAAGUCUCACCAGACCAUCCACAGUGCGAGUGACCAUAUACCUGCACCGAGUGUGGGAGCAGCGUCCGUUGCAGGAACCCACUCAACAAGCACUUGAGAGUUCAUAUGACGGGGAGAAACCUUCCUCUUGCUCUGAAUGUGGGAGCAAGUUUCCCCCCAAAUGCAGCCUCCGGUCCCAUCAGCAAAUUCACAUGGGGAAAGCCCUUCCAAUGCAGUUACUGCGGGAAAUGCUACAGGCAGGACAGGCUGCAUCAGAGGCAUGAGCAAGUCCAUACAGAGCGACGGCCAGAGUUCAGCAAGUGUGGGAAGAGGCUACGGACUGAUAGUGAGCUCAUGACACACCAGAGAGCCCACGCAGGGGAGAAGCCCUUUCACUGUCCCCGUUGAGAGAAGAGUUAUCACUGAGAAAAUCUGGGCAAGCACAUGAAACAACCGUGCAAGGAAUAAACAACUACCUUCAGGAAACACUGUGCAAAAUACUCUUUAAACUGAGAGCUCAUCAUCCACGCUUUCCUGCCUGUGCAUCCCUGUCCUGAAGCUGGACCCCUGCUGAGAUAGAAAGAUGUAUUAAGGUGGGGAAGCCGUUUUUCGGCUGCUUUGAAUCCAAUAGUUUUGCAAGUUGAGGAUUUCUAAAAGUUCCACAUUAACUUUCUAUGGAGGUACCUAACAUGUAAGUUACGUAUGUUUGUAAUGUAACAGUGUGGAAGGUUCCAAGAAUGUGAAUUAAAAUAUUUCCAUACCUAUAAUCCCUGA
Hemicordylus capensis (graceful crag lizard) is the source of this 3739-nucleotide messenger RNA. Its product is annotated as zinc finger protein 501-like. The transcript is spliced from 6 exons. Gene Ontology annotation, biological process: regulation of DNA-templated transcription. The record is from RefSeq and is a predicted model, not a curated record. Lineage: Eukaryota; Metazoa; Chordata; Lepidosauria; Squamata; Cordylidae. Bases 292 to 1644 code for a protein of 450 amino acids.